AUGAAGUCUGGACGACCCUCGGUCGACGAUCUAAGCUCGCGUCGCAGCGAAGGAGCUUCCUCGGCUGCUCCCAACACACCCGAAGCCAAUCAUCACGACUCACCGGGCGAUGAUUCCAAAUCCUACUCUCGCGGCACUGGCAAGCGCAAUCGCGUCCAUUUUGCCUGCACAGAAUGCUAUCGCAGAAAGCAAAAGUGCAACCGGGAGACACCUUGUCAGCAUUGCAUCGCUCGCAAGAUCCCGGAAAGGUGCAAGACAUUCCAGCCAGGCGAGGAGACCAACGAUGUAGCCUCUCGCCUCAAUCGAGUCGAGCGCAUUCUCGAAGACUAUCUUCCCAAGCUUGCUCAGCAGAUCGAGCAUCUCGCUUCAGCCACGCCUUCUGCUUCCGCUUUUCACAGCCACAAUGCCACCGCAUCAGGCAGCCGUCUAUCAGCUUCUCGAAGCACUGCGACAUCGAAGCCAGUAUGGCCCGACAGCAGCUUCGCCAAGUCGCCGGAGCAAAUGCACUCUCGAUCCAACGAUCAGGACGACGAUGGCAACGACGAGCUCGAGACCGACGGUCGAUACAGUCCAAAGACAGGCUUCUACAACGGUGGAUCCAUGGACAUGCGCAUCAGCUCGAUUCUCGACGAUCUUCCAGGAAGCUCGACCAAAUCGACUCCUCUCAACCUUCCCAUCCGAACGCUAGAGGGCCCUUCUGAUCUGGACGUUGUCAUGCCCGAAUACGGCUGCCCAACAGCCCCCACCCCUGAUCUGCUUGGUGCUUUCAGCACCCGUGCCCACUGCAAUGUCCUCAUCGAUCAUUUCUUCAAUGACAUCAACUGGAUGCGUCAGCCCUUGCCGCAACAGAGCCUUCGCAAGUCGUUUGAGGCUUUCUGGAAUUCCGGUCCCAAGAUCAACGCUUCAAACAUCAACAUCUUUGCACUCCUCUGCAAUGUAUGCGCCAUCGCUAUGCUCUCAGUUCAACACCCUCUCUUCCCAGAAGGGCCGCGCGAUCGACUUAAAGCUGCACGACGCUAUCACUAUGCAGGCCGACGAGCGCUGCUUAUGAGCUCCAUCAUGGGUCGUGAGGAUGUCGACCAGAUCGUCGCAUGGCUUGCCUCUUGUCGUUUCCUUCUGCUUGACCGUCGUAUCGGCGAAGCCUAUACACUCGGCUCUUCUGCUGUCCGAGCUGCCUUCAGUAUUGGACUGCAUCGCGAUGGUACAAAGCUCGGGCUUUCCCCCGCCGAAACUGAGGCCCGAAGGCGUGUAUGGGCUUCUGUCUAUUUCCUUGACAGAGCGCUCGCACUCAAUACUGGCCGUCCUGCGGUCAUUGACGAUCGCGUCUGCGACACGCAGGUACCUAGCGGAGUCAUGGACGAAGACAUCUUCCCGGCGCCCAAGCAUCCACCCAAGAUGCCAGAAGGCGUCGAACCUCCCACUGCUUACAGCUAUACCGUCUUCCGUCAGCGUAUCGCCGAACUCGAAGGUCGCAUCCUCGCAACUUUCCAGAAUCUGCAGCAUCCUGUGCACGUCAGCGACGUUCUCGCCCUCGACAAGAGCAUGCGCGAACUGCAGGACGGCUUGCCUUUCUACUUCCAGGCGCGCCUCACAAAAGAUGGCGUCGAGUGUGACAAGUCCCUCGAUUCGACCUACGGCUUCCUCAACGUUCAUCGCUUCCUUUUGCAUACCGAAAUCAACUCGGUUCGUAUCGCUCUGCAUCGACCAUACCUGCUUCGCUCGGGUGGCCCGAACGGCGCCAAGUUCUUGCCGUGUCGCGAAGCCAGUCUCAACGCCGCUUUGCACGACUUGGAGAUGCGAAGUGACUUUGUGCAGAGCCUCAAGAAGCUCAAGGUGGACGACGAGCCAUUGCUCCUCUAUCGCGUCCAGAUUGGCACCUACAAGUACUUCCACUCCUUGCUCGUAGUUGGCGUGGUCCUGCUCAUGGACCCGAACAAUCGUGAUGCACCCAAGCUCAAAGCGCAUCUGGAGCAUUACGUCAACAACUACCAACGUCGGCCCGCAAUUCAGCGCGAUGAGAUGCGAGAUCGCGAAGCCAACGUCAUCGGCAUAUUCUUAUCACGUAUCGAACAGGUCGAAAAACUGGCUGCUGCCUCCAAAGACAGCUCGACGUCUGCGAACAACCAUUCUCGCGCGCCAAAAAGAGGUCGUUCGACCGAUGCGGCUAAGCGCAACGAGAGCGAUGCGAAAGCUAGCAAGCGCAGCAAGGAUGCUGCAGCGGAACGUGGAGACCAGAAGUCUGAUGCUCACCUGCUGCUCGGCCUGGGUGGUAGCCGAUCUGGCCAGGACAAAGAAACGGGCUCGGACAGCAAGAACGGCUCGAGUACAGACGCCAAGUCCCGCUCGCUGCUGCACCCGUCGAACAAGAUCGAGAGUCUGACUCAGUCGCCACGCCAAGAUUCAGCUUCAGCUAAUUCGUCGGCGCCAGCAGCCAAGCGCAAACCCGGAACAGGCUCAGCCACCGCUUCUCGACAAGGAUCCGGAGAGUGGUCCUUCGACCCGCGUGAAUUGACCAAUGCUGUUGGCCCUAGUCCCUCCGGGAGCAGCUCCAAUAGCCCGUCCACCUCUUCGAUGCCCGUGGCAUUCUCCAACACCAACGUGGGAGGCGACUCUCUGACCACAGCUUCGUCGACGUCAUCCUUGGCUCCUGCCCCGAAUGGCGGCGGCGAGGAUGCGCAGCAAUUCUUUGAUGCAUGGUACCAGGCCGAAUGGGCAGCCGCCACGAUGCCUUCAUACGACGCAGCUUACAAUGGAGCCAACGGCGUUGGAGGUGGUGCAGCUGGUGCCAGCCUUGGUCUCGACUCGCUGGGCAGUCUUGGCGGAGUCUUUAACUCUGUCGGCAACGGCUCAACUUCGCUUGGUCAGGGACUGGGCGGAGGCUUCAACGGACUAGGUGGAGCUUCGAUUGGCGGUUACGCACCAGGAGCACCUAGUGGAAGCGGAGCAGCUUCACGCGCAGUACCGGGUGCCGGCGGACAAGGUUUCACUCCGAGCGCAGUGAUCAGCGGAUGGACCUCGCAAACCGGACCCAUCUCUUCGAGUUCUGCGACAGAGCCUUCCACCGCGUCCACCUCGCUGGCACAGCUUCUCUCGAGCGCUCCCAGCGUCAACACAUCCAAUUCGCUCUGGCAGCAGCAAGACGCAGCGCGAGGUCAAGCUAACCGGGUCCAGUCAAACGAUGCCAUGGGAGCUCCUGAUGGCAGCAGUGCAUCGUCCUUUGGCGCUGGCUUCUUGAACUCGGGAACGAACGUUUCAUCACAGGCCGAAGGUCCACAAACUCUACUCAACUUUGACGGUCAGGGUUCAGAAUCGUCCGUUCCCUCAGGCCCAGGCCAGCAGAAUUUCGAUCCUUCAUUCUGGCAGACAUUAAUCGACAAGAUCAUCACCUGA
Molecule: messenger RNA, 3390 nt
Organism: Ustilago hordei
Lineage: Eukaryota; Fungi; Basidiomycota; Ustilaginomycetes; Ustilaginales; Ustilaginaceae
Product: related to ASG1 - activator of stress genes
Exons: 1
Coding region: 1-3390 (1129 amino acids)
Biological process (GO): DNA-templated transcription; regulation of DNA-templated transcription
Molecular function (GO): zinc ion binding; DNA-binding transcription factor activity, RNA polymerase II-specific; DNA binding
Source: RefSeq, a predicted model, not a curated record